GCUCUAUAGCCUCUGUCUGCCACGUUGGUAUUGUUCUACUUCUUUGUGGCGGACAUCCGCACAUGCACCCGGUGAAGGUCGGCGUGUCACCCACGCGACCGGCGACUGUUGUGCGGUGCGCGGUGACGUUACUUCCGGUGACGGUGCGGGGAAGGUGACGCGCUGCGCCGGUCGGUGACGGCGCCGCGCGUGCGUCGGCGUCGCUGGCGGACCGUUCGGUCCACUGUGAUUCAGUCGGAGGACCCAGCGUCGCUCAGUCACCGGCCGACGACGGAGGUCUAUCGGGAGCUGCCCGCCUUCGCUAUACAGUGGUCUGCUGGAAACUGCCCAUCUGCGCUUAUACAGCUGCUCGCCUUCGCUCUACAGCGCGGCGGUCUACUGGAAACCGUGCCCAUCGGCGCUUAUACUCGGCGUCUGUGAAGAGCCGCACGUGGUCUGUCGGAAGCUGCCCAACGCAACUAUGUACAGAGAUCUUCGUCGCGCUUUGCCCGCCGGCAAUACAGGGGUCUGUCGGUAGCUGCUCAUCGGUAUAAAAGCGGUCUGUCGGAAGCUGUUCAGCAUGGCGGCCAGCGUGGCUCGGCUCGGCUGGAGAGGCGAUACCAGGGGAAGGACGGCGUCGUUCCGCGUGCUGUCUCUGGUGUACGCCAAACUGCUGGUGGUCGUGUGCAUCGCCUUCCUCAUCUCCGAGAUCGUUACCACCAACGUCCCGCUUCACUAUUACGAGGGUUUCUUCGCGUACAUGUACGGCGGCAGCAUCCUGUUCCUCAGCUAUGUGUUUGGCUACCUGCUGCAAGAGCCCUCCGGGAGGACCGGAGCCGCGGGCAGUAGGGACUGCAACACACACUUCUGGAACAAGUGGCGAAGCCGGGGCUCUCCGGUGGAAGUGAGCCUGAACAACAUCAACGGCUCUCAUGCGGAGACGCGCGGAGCCAGCGUUGCGCGUCUGCGAAAGGCCCGAACCAGCGACAACGACCACAGCCACGGUGGCUUCUUCUUGCGCGUGGGGGCCAUCGCGUUUGGCCUUGGAGCUAUGGUGUACAACGGCCUGGAGCUGGGAUCCUAUUUCGAGCUGCCGAAUGACUCGGACUGUCGGAAGAUCCUCCUGGCUGUGAACCCCUGCCUCCAGGCCACAUUUACUUUCAUGCAGAUGUACUUCAUCUUCGCCAACCCAAAGCUGAACAUCCACAAGCUGAAGCUGGUCGCCCGGUUCGGUCUGAUGCACGUGGUGGCGACAAAUGUCUGCGUGUGGGUGCGCACCCUGGUCCGUGAAAGUCUGCGCAUCUUUGUGGAGUACGCCGAGGAAGGCGAACGCCACGGGGACGAGGAUCACUCCGGCGAACGCGAAGACCACGAGGCAAUUGAAGAUUUUUCAUCAUUCGGAGUGGCGAGCGUGGCUGGCCGCCGCGGGAACCAGACGUGCGGCAGAGUAAACAUCAUGGGCUCGAUCGUCAGCGACGCCUCGCCCUACCUGUUCCCGCUCAUCAUCGAGUACUCGCUGAUCGGCGCCACGGUGCUGUUCGUCAUGUGGAGGCAUGUCGGCCGCUGUCCGCGCUACGUGUCCACGGACAGCGACGACCGGUCCAGUGCCGGCGAACGGCGACCGACGGCUGGAAAGGUGGACUGUGUGGGCGUCUCGAAGGGUCUGUUCGCCGGCCUGCUGGUGGUCGCGGCCAUCGUCAUCAGCCUGGUGCUGUUCUUCGUGCUGGUGGGACGCGACGACCACCGGCGGCUGGCGAUCCUUCUGGCCGACACCAGCCACGCAACCAUCCUCGUGCUGAUGGUGCUCGCCUGCCUGGCCGGAUUCAUCAAAUGUCGUCAGCUGAAGUUUGCCUACGACAAGCCGGACGACCUGGACACGAUUCUGCUGCGUAUCUCCGGCUUCGGCCUGUUCCUGUACUCGACCUUCUGCCUGAUCGCCGCCGCCCUGUCGCCGCAGAAGAACGUCUCCAGCGUCCUGCUGCUCAUCACCUCGCUGCUGGUUGUCAUCCAGGUGCUGGCACAGCUGGUCUUCAUCUCGGACGUCAUGAAGCGUUCUGUGUACCUGCCCGAGCACGACCGGACCAAACCUGGCCGACAGCUGGUCACGUUUCUUCUGCUCUGCAAUCUGGCACUCUGGGUUGUCUACACCAUGGAAAUCGACAAAGUGGACGCCAACCCUGUCCAGCUGCAUUUCUACGGGCCUCUGCCGUGGGCGGUGAUCCUGCGCGCCACCCUGCCACUGGCCAUCUUCCACCGCUUCCACUCCACUGUGGUGCUGGCGGAAGUGUGGAAGUCCAGCUACAGGCUCCAGUGACCCGCCUGCCUAACGCGCUCCCGCACUGCUGCUAUCAUCCGCGCGCAUUAUGUCUUUGUAGUGCUAACCCAACGUGCCACUCGCGCUGAAUGUAUUACGUGUCGUGAUUCAUGAUCUGUAUGUUGAUCUGAACGGCAUGGUCCGUGCCAUGCGCCAUAGGACCAUCAAACGGGACAAGGUGGCGCAUGGAUAACGCAUUUUACAGCGUUUUUAUAUUCUUCCUUUUACAAAUUGUGACGCAUUGCCGAAAGAAAAGUUGUUUAACCAUGGCCAUGGCCUGUCAAUUGGUUUACUGUUUUUAGUUGCCAAUAUUACAUGCGUAGUGUGCGGCGUGUGCGUGUGUUUAAUUUGUGAAUAUCCUUUGAACUCUUUGUGGUACUCUUGUAAGUUUGAUUCUACGCCACGACACUCGGCUUCUUGGGUACACAUUGGGUCAGUUGAAGUAGCCGAAAACAAACACCUGACAAUGAUUAUAAGAAACGCUAAAACAACAGUUAAGUUGCAUUUAAGUCGAGUUUAAACUAAAGUGAAAGCAUAGCAUCUUUGCCCUUCUUCUCUUCAACUGUCUUGUAGAUGCCGCACAUCUCACCAGUUAAGCACAACAGGACAAAUGUAUGCACUAUGCAGCCAAUCCAAUCGAUCUUGCUAGGUGAAUAGGACGCACAACACUUGUGCGAAGAGGCAGCAUGGUUUGCUAAGUAGUGGACUGUAAACUGAAAUGUUUUUGGUGUUAUACAGAACGGAAAAGAAACGCAGGCUAAUUCAGGUUCCUUAUAUCAGUCCACUCGACUCAUCCUGCGACUUAGAUUUCCAGAGAACGGCCAAUAAAUUCAAAGGACAAAUUGCGUGAAGAGGAAGGUGGCUCACGUAAUUGCUCCGAAUCACCGGACAAUGCCACUACAUAUAUCGACCAAAAACCCGGAUGCCAUUCAAAUGAAUGCAAACCACCAGUCGACAAUGUACGUGAUUAUUACCAUCUUUAGACAGCACCGAGUCCAAGACGAGCUAAAGGUUUGAAAAAAAAUGUCUUGGCACUAAUAUACGCAAUUAGAGAUUACUCAUCCUGUUUCGGAUCCAUGCCUCCAUGAAAGCAGCCAGAUCACCUACGCAACGGAAAGAUCGGCUCACCAAUGCGAUCUCAGCGCCCCCUUCUCCAUCACCCAUCCGUAUUCAAAGUCAUGCUGCCUAACAAAGCACCCUCUCCCCCCCCCCUCCCUGUUUCAUCAGCCGAUGCUUGAUCGAAUGUGCAACGGAUUAGACAAUAAACAAGUACGAAAAUA
Amphibalanus amphitrite is the source of this 3573-nucleotide messenger RNA. RefSeq names its product proton channel OtopLc-like. Gene Ontology annotation, biological process: proton transmembrane transport. Gene Ontology annotation, molecular function: proton channel activity. Lineage: Eukaryota; Metazoa; Arthropoda; Thecostraca; Balanomorpha; Balanidae. The transcript is spliced from 11 exons. Gene Ontology annotation, cellular component: membrane. The record is from RefSeq and is a predicted model, not a curated record. The coding region runs from base 560 to 2293 and encodes 577 amino acids.